AUGCCGCCUCCCGAGGGUGACUCGGCCUCUGCGCAGGCUGGUAACAACUCCAGCGACUUUGUGAGCUCCUCCAAAGCUUCCCCCUCCUCCACCCUCUCCUCCCUGCCUGCCACCGGCCGCAAGUUUUCUAUGAUGGGGACUAAUCCGUACUUCGUCUCACCUAGGAUGCUUGAGGAUCCCACGUACAAUUCCGUAGUACGAUGGAGCGCCGAUGGUGAUAGUUUCGUUGUUUUAGAGAACGAAAAAUUCACCAAAACCAUUUUACCCAAACACUUUAAGCAUAGCAACUUCGCAAGCUUUGCAUGGGAAUUUCGGCAUCCCGAGUUUCGUGCAGAUAGGAAAGACAACCUGGACAAUAUCCGCAGAAAGGCGCCGGCUCCGCGCAAGCCCGCGCAAGCUGAAGAUGCCUUCGGCGCGUCGCAGCAGAUUGUCGUCCUAAGCGAAUCGCUUACCGCGACUCAGCACCAGAUCCAGGCGUUGCAGGAGCAGUACUUCGAGCUGGCGCAGACGAACAAAGUGCUUGUAAACGAGGUCAUCAGCUUGCAAAAGAUGGUCAGGGCCCAGAGCCAAGUCUCCAACGAGUUGAUCACCCACCUCAGCAACAUUGAGGACCGUCGACGGAAUAGCAGACACUCAGCGCAUUCUAGCCACUCAAGUCAUUCAGGUCCGACCUUCCAUACAGGAUCCCUUGGGCUACUGCCGGACGGUGCUGAUGAGCCGGCAGCCGAACUUAGACGAGCGCGCGAGAUACUCAGCAAUGUUUCCCCCGAUUCCCAGGCCGACCGAGACCUCGAACGGAUAUCGGUAGCCUAUCAUCAAAAUGGGUCUCCAUCGGAUUCGGCAACCUCGUCGGUCAUGUUCACCCAGAGCGGCCCUGGACCCAUGCAUAUGCUGCAUGAUCCCCUCAACGACCCUAGACACAUGGUCUAUCCGGUAGGGCAGACAACGGGCAUCGACCCGUUCCAUUCCGACCACAUCAACAACAUCCCGUAUACUCGUCCCUUGAGUAACCCGAACCCGAUGGCCGAUUCUGCUCAGAUCACGCCUCCCCCAAAAGACCAAGGCACCUCCAUGUGGAGCCAUAAGAGGCCACGUAUCCUGCUCGUUGAGGAUGACAAGACAUGCGCAAGGAUUGGUGCCAAAUUCCUUCAUGUCCUAGAAUGUUCGGUAGAUAUUGCUAAAGAUGGGCUGGAAGCUGUCGAAAAGAUCAACAACCCGGAGAAUAACGAGAGCUUCGACCUGAUUUUUAUGGACAUUAUCAUGCCCAACCUGGAUGGCGUAUCGGCGACGGCGAUGAUUAGAAUGGUGACGGCCAGGGUACCCAUCAUCGCCAUGACGUCGAAUAUCCGACAAGAGGAUAUCCAAACCUAUUUCCAGUAUGGUAUGAAUGAUGUGUUAGCAAAGCCCUUUACGAAAGACAGCAUGAUCCGCGUUUUGAGGAAGCAUCUGGCGUAUAUGCUCAAAGACCCGCUCCAAGGCGGCCUUAACUCGGAUGACACAGGCCAGACCGUAGGUGCCCCAGGGCCGCCGGGUCAGAACCAACAAGCAUUCGCCAACAACCAGCAAGCUCAGGCCAACAUGAUGGCGGCAGCGGCAGCGAUGGCGAACUCUUCAAUGGGAAGCGGCGCACAGGUCAAAUUUGAGCAGACGCCGAUACCUUCACCCACCACCACAUCCUCGUGGCAUUCUCCGGGGCAGAUGAACCAGACAUCACCCAACAUGGACGGCGGAGGAUACAUGAAUGCCGGAGGGAGCGGUCCAGGAGGAAUGGUAUUGACGCCAGGCGGCACACAAAGACCACCGCCGCAGCCAUACCAAAUCAUGAACAACCAGGUCAACAACCAACUAGCAGGCGGAUCGGCGGGUUUCCAAGCCGGCGGUCAUAUGCAGGCCUCCGAGGGCAUGGGGAUGGGUGGUGGAUCAGAAGAGAAUCGACCGGAGAAGCGCCAAAGGUUAUAUGGUCCUGGCGCGAAUCAGGGACCGUUUGUGCAAUAG
Messenger RNA from Sordaria macrospora k-hell, 1995 nucleotides. RefSeq lists its product as uncharacterized. Gene Ontology annotation, molecular function: phosphorelay response regulator activity; DNA-binding transcription factor activity; sequence-specific DNA binding. Gene Ontology annotation, biological process: phosphorelay signal transduction system; regulation of DNA-templated transcription. NCBI's taxonomy places the organism in Eukaryota, Fungi, Ascomycota, Sordariomycetes, Sordariales, Sordariaceae. The record is from RefSeq and is a predicted model, not a curated record.